Strongylus vulgaris is the source of this 420-nucleotide messenger RNA. NCBI's taxonomy places the organism in Eukaryota, Metazoa, Nematoda, Chromadorea, Rhabditida, Strongylidae. The record is from the annotation of a GenBank genome assembly.
AUGGAAUUGGAAGAAGAUCAUCGCAUCAGACCAGAGCUGCCUGUUGUGGAUUUGGAAGAAGAAGUGGUAGAAGUAAUCACAAACGGUGACGUCGUUGUGGAAAGCCCAGCACCGAAGAAAAGAAAAGAAGAAUCUAUAACCGACGAUUGCAUCAUCCUAGAUGACUCUGAUGAGAACCAACCGUGCACCAGUACACCAGUCCGAACUUUCGAAUUUGCCAAACCAGAAAAAUUGAAAAAGCUUGGCACAAAGCGCACGUCGAAAUUGCCGUGGAAUCCUCUUGAGGCAACAUUUCACAUACCAGAAUCAAGCCGAAAAUCAGGAUCACCACCAGCUAUGGAAAAGUUGGUUGAUUUGACUAUUGAAGAAAAAGAAACUAUUAAGAAGAAGGCAACGUUACGAGAUGUGUUGGGUAGGUGA